UAUCACAGUCAUAAGUAAAUUGAUUUUGAGCUUGCCCAAUUGGUGCAGGUAAAAAGACAAAGAAAUAUGAGCUAUAGCUACUAUUACCAAAGAAAGAAAUGAAGCGUCAGCGUAAGAAAGAAAAAUUAGCCAGUGAAGUCUACAUAAAGAAACCCCAAGAAGACAAGAAGCAGAAGAAAAUGUUGCAGCUAACUAAAAAUCAUCUUUUUGCUAAGGCACUUGCAAAGCCAGACAUUGAAAAUGUAAACGAAAGGCGAGAGAGUUCUACCAGAAUGAAAUUAAAUAAUGUAACAAAAGUAAGUGCCAGUGAAAUUAUACCCACUGAGUUAAAAAUAUUAGAGGACAAGAAAAAAAAUAUGGCUGUUACAUCAAACACUAGAUCUGAGAGGUUCUUGUCAAUCAAUGUAAAGCACAAAUUUAACAAUACACCUAAAGAGUCAUCUAAAAAAUUUGCCUCUGAAAAAAUUGUAGUAAUACAUACUGCUGUAACCAAACUUGUAAACAAGUCGAAUCCGUUAUACGAUUCAACCUGUUCUGCUGCUGUGGAUAAACGUAUUGCUUCGUCUAAAAUUUAUGGGCAUCAAAGUGAAGAAGAACUUCAUGUACCCAGUGACGUUCUUAAUAAAAAAAAAAAGAAAUUAGGUGUAGAAAUUUGUAUGACAGCAAUUAAUGUAGAUGAUGAAGAAAGAAUAGGAAGUGCUAAAAGUUCUGGUAGUCAUGACAGUAUGAACCAAGAAUUUCACCACUUCAAACCAAUUAAAGCAUUACCUCGUACACCGUUCAAAAUUCUAGGUGGAAAACAACUGGAGCCAAAAUUAAUACGAGUUAUACCGUUGUUAAAAAAAAUGUCAAAAGUCGUGCCAAACCCUCCAGUGCCUACUCAUUCAAAAAAAGUUUUUGGUUGUGCUUUGAGUGCUUUUAAAAGAAUUGUGGGACAGUGGGCAUUGACUGAUUUUCUAAGGCAGCAAGAAACAAAAAAAAUUGAGCAUCAUAAAGUUGAAAGACUGUCGUCACGAGCCAUUAAAAAGAUUGAGAUGAAAGAGUGCAUUAAAAUAGACAUCAGCAACGCUUUGUCUUGUGACAGUAAUGAAAACUGCACGAAAAAUCCAUGCAGCAAGAUCGUAAAUGGCACUGUAUGUAACAAAAAAGAUAACACAGUUUAUAAUAAAGCCAAGCAAACGAUAAAUCUCGGAAACAACAGACGGAAUGGUUUGAUACCCUCAGCAAUAGAGAACAAAAAGACAGAACUUCGUAAGGAUGUUGAAGUGGUGCAGAUUGACCAUGAGGACAAUGACGAUCAUGUUAACGUUGAUUUGUUAGAUAACUCUGAUUGGCAACAUAUUCCAGAUCCAUUAGGACCUUCUCUUAAUAAGUUUGACUUGCCCUCAGAGCGUUCACGUCCCGUGUUCGAAUUUGCAGCUGUAGAAAAUAUAGCUGAGAGAAUUAAGAGGAGAAAAGCCGCCAGUAUCGAUAAUGUCCGCAACACGGUUUAUAAGGUCAAAGCAGAAGAAGAAAUCACGAGCAAAAAAUCAUCUGCAAGAGGUUGUCAGCUAAAAGCGCAGAAGCUAGACAUAAAGCUAGAUAAACCAUUCACGAAAAGAGGGAAAAAUACCUUUGAAACGACAGUAUCGAGUAAGACAAUCAAGAGGUUAGCACGAAUCAAGAAAUUGUCAAAACGGUUAAGAUACAAUGGAGCUUCUGAAAGUACAGAAGUACCUGCAGUAAAACAAAUGACUCCUGAACCAGUGUUAGAAUCAGAGAGUAGUAGAACCGUACGAUGCAAGCCGACAGAGCGGACAAAGACUCUCGAAAUGGGAACAAUAAACGUCAUGCUGUCUAAUCCGUUGCCUCGUAAGCGUCCACGUAAAAAUGCUUACCCAUCAAAGAAACAAAAGUCACUGGCUUUAGUGUUGUCAUCAUCUGAGUUGAGAAUAGAUCACAAGAAUUUUUUUCUUAUUAAAGAACAAGAGCGUUAUAAACGACUGGCCGAGCAGGAGUGCAAAGAUCGAGAACUGGCCGAACAGCUUCAAGCCCGCUUUAAUGCCAUGGAGCAAGUAGCCGGUAGGACGAGGAGAGAGGAAGGGAUCUGUAGACCACCGGAUAAUAAAGGAGUUCAGCCGGCUAAAAAAUAUGUUUAUCAAGAGAAGAUAACUUGGAGCAAUGAAUGGAUGGACUAA
This is a messenger RNA of Copidosoma floridanum, 2177 nucleotides long. RefSeq lists its product as uncharacterized. Lineage: Eukaryota; Metazoa; Arthropoda; Insecta; Hymenoptera; Encyrtidae. The record is from RefSeq and is a predicted model, not a curated record.